AUGGCCACCAUCUCUUCUUGCAGCCGCCUGUGCGGCGGCGGCAGCAGCACCGCCUUCCACCGCCGCCGCAGCCGGCCUGCGCGUGCCGCCGUCGUCACCUGCCGGAGAUUCUCCGCCGUCGUCCGCGCGGCCGCGGCCGCCUCUGCCACCGCCGCGGCGCCCGUGUCCACCGUGCCGCAGACCAAGGAGGUGAAGCUUCCGACGUGGGCGGAGUUCGAGCUGGGGAAGGCGCCGGUGUACUGGAAGACCACCAACGGCCUUCCUCCAGCCCCGGGAGAGGGCCUGAAGAUAUUCUACAACCCAGGGACGACCAAGCUGACACCUAACGAGCAGUUUGGCAUCGUGUUUAACCUGUAUGCAGGGGGCUUUAACCAGCCGAUCAUGUGCGGCGGCGAGCCGAGGCAGAUGACGCUGCAAGAGAGGGGGAAAGCCUGUCCCCCCAUCUACACCAUCAGGAUCCGGGUGCCGCAGCAUGCCAUGACACUGGUUUUCUCCUUCACCAACGGAAAUGAGUGGGACGGGGCUUACACCCUCAAGUUCAAGGUCCCCAAGCCAUGGCUCGACAAGCCUUUGAGCUUCUUCAACGAGGGACUGGCUGACGAGCUCAACCUGGAGGGCGCCUGCGACAGGGCCAUCUUCCCGGAUGAAAACAUCGUCAUCACAAGCUGCGACAUCGGUGGCUUCUACGAGGAGGGAGGAGACCGGUGCAAGCUGGACAUCGUGAGCGGGUGCAUGGACCCGACCUCGCACAUGUUUGACCCGCUGGCCACCAUCGACGACGGCUCCUGCCCGCUGGACUCUGAUACGGAGGAGUGA
This is a messenger RNA of Triticum turgidum subsp. durum (durum wheat), 816 nucleotides long. The record is from the annotation of a GenBank genome assembly. Lineage: Eukaryota; Viridiplantae; Streptophyta; Magnoliopsida; Poales; Poaceae.